Messenger RNA from Protopolystoma xenopodis, 207 nucleotides. NCBI's taxonomy places the organism in Eukaryota, Metazoa, Platyhelminthes, Monogenea, Polystomatidea, Polystomatidae. The record is from the annotation of a GenBank genome assembly.
CACAAGCCAGUCUCACUCAUCUUCCAGCACGACUGCUGGCAGCCUGAUCGAGCUGCCCUUGUCCACGACUAUUUGCGUAGCCUACUGACGGGCCUUGCUCUUGAGGCGACUAUGGCUCUGGCAUCCGCCUUGGCCGCCUUAGAUGUUAUUCUUAUUGAAUGCGAGGCUGUUCAUGCGAUUGAGACGCAUGGCUCGCCACAUUUUUGA